Messenger RNA from Musca vetustissima, 1577 nucleotides. It is a transcript of the gene Diap2, whose product is annotated as death-associated inhibitor of apoptosis 2. The transcript is spliced from 4 exons. The record is from RefSeq and is a predicted model, not a curated record. Gene Ontology annotation, biological process: positive regulation of protein ubiquitination; regulation of cell cycle; negative regulation of apoptotic process. NCBI's taxonomy places the organism in Eukaryota, Metazoa, Arthropoda, Insecta, Diptera, Muscidae. Gene Ontology annotation, cellular component: nucleus; cytoplasm. Gene Ontology annotation, molecular function: cysteine-type endopeptidase inhibitor activity involved in apoptotic process; ubiquitin protein ligase activity. The coding region runs from base 1 to 1539 and encodes 512 amino acids.
AUGAAUUCGGAGGAAGAACGCCUACGAACCUUUUCCACUUGGCCUGUGAACGCUCCAGUUUACCCAAACGCAUUAGCGAAGAAUGGAUUUUUUGCGACAGGAAACUUUCUUGAAGCAAGUUGUCAUUGGUGUAAUUGCAGAAUCAGCGACUGGGAGUAUGGAGACGAAGUACAACAGAGACAUUUGGCAGCCAGCCCACAAUGUGAUUUUAUUACAAAUUAUGCAAAUUGUGGAAACGUCCGAAUACAGGAAAUGCCACACUCGACUUCAGACAUAGACAAUGCCUCUGCUCUUAUAACCCCAGAUACACAACAAUCAUCAGAUUUAAUGAUAGAAGCAAAUAGAUUGGCGACUUUUAAAAAUUGGCCGAAUCCCAACAUAUCUCCUGAAUCAUUGGCGAAAGCUGGGUUUUUCUAUUUGAAUCGAUCAGAUCAAGUUAUGUGCGCAUGGUGCAAAGGAGUAAUUGCACAGUGGGAAAAACAGGACAACGCAUUUCAGGAGCACCGACGAUUUUUUCCUGGUUGUCCCCGUGCACAAUUGGGGCCGCUAAUAGAAAUAGCUAGUGCUGGAAUAAGAGAUCUGGGCAUACAACAAAUCUCUCCAGCAAAAAAUCCAAAAUAUUCAUCCUUAGACGCUAGAUUACGUACCUACACAAACUGGCCAAUACCAGAUAUUCAAAAGCCAGAAAGUUUGGCUCAGGCCGGGCUUUACUAUCAAGGGGUUGAUGAUCAAGUUAGAUGUUUUCAUUGUAAUAUGGGAUUGCGGUCAUGGGAGAAAGAAGACGACCCUUGGUUUGAACACGCAAAAUGGUAUCCUAUGUGUCAAUUUGUACGAUUGGUCAAGGGCGCUAAAUAUAUAGAAGAUGUUCAAGAAAUGACCAGAAGAUCCAACCCAACAGAGAAUCUCAUAACUCCUAUUAUGACCAUUGACGAAGCUAUGUUAACGCCACCUGUACGGUUAGCUCUUGAGAUGGGUGUGGAUGGCGGCGUUAUACGCAACGAGACACUGCGACAGCUCAACCAUACGGGUAGACCAUAUGAAACUGUUGAAGAUCUGCUGAAGGCUGUGUUCGAUGGUAAUGAAAAUAGCGAUGAACAGAACAUUCAAAGUAUAGAAACGUCAUGUAGAGGUGAAUGUACGGGAAUUAUCAACUCUAGCGCACAACCUAUUGAAUCGAAUAAUGCCGAACAAUUUGAAAGUAAUAGUACUUCGUCCGUAUCUACGGCUACAAACAAUAUUGGAGAUGGUAGAAAAGCCGUUGGGCCCAAUUCUGAAUCAAAGUCAAACGAAUGUGUACGUAGUGCAUCACCGACGUCAAGGGGCAAAGAACAGUCGGCAACUGAGUUAUUAUCAUUGGAAGAGGAAAAUCGUAAGCUAAAGGAUGCCCGGCUUUGCAAAAUAUGUUUGGAUGAAGAAGUUGCAGUAGUUUAUCUUCCCUGCGGUCAUUUGGUAUCUUGCGUCCAAUGUGCCCCCGGCGUUGAGCAAUGUCCAUUGUGCCGCACAGCUAUAAAAGGAUUUGUUAGAACAUAUCUUUCAUAAGUUAAAUGCCUAUUUAUUUCUCCGUUUGUUAAGGAAUG